Messenger RNA from Drosophila gunungcola (fruit fly), 4860 nucleotides. RefSeq names its product neither inactivation nor afterpotential protein C (gene ninaC). The record is from RefSeq and is a predicted model, not a curated record. Gene Ontology annotation, biological process: protein phosphorylation. NCBI's taxonomy places the organism in Eukaryota, Metazoa, Arthropoda, Insecta, Diptera, Drosophilidae. Gene Ontology annotation, molecular function: ATP binding; protein binding; protein tyrosine kinase activity. Gene Ontology annotation, cellular component: myosin complex.
GUGAAAAGCCGUCGAUUGCAUUGGGGCAUCAUUUAGUUGGCUUACGGCAGCGGUACGUGCUGCAUGCGUGCGGUCGGUUCGAAAUUCCAAAUAAAUAUCUCCUUCAAAUCAGUCAUUUAUAUAAGAGGAAAAGUGUUCGGCUCUUAAAAAGCAAAGGAAUAUUCAUUGAACGUUCAGAAAAGCCAACUAGGUCAGGAUGUAUUUACCGUACUCGCAAUUGCCGGAUCCAACGGAUAAAUUUGAGAUCUACGAGGAGAUAGCCCAAGGCGUUAAUGCUAAGGUUUUCCGAGCCAAGGAGCUGGAAAAUGAUCGAAUCGUGGCCCUGAAGAUUCAGCACUACGAUGAGGAGCACCAGGUGUCGAUCGAGGAGGAGUAUCGCACUCUGCGGGACUACUGCGACCAUCCCAAUCUGCCUGAAUUCUAUGGGGUGUACAAGCUAUCGAAGCCAAACGGACCCGACGAGAUCUGGUUUGUCAUGGAGCACUGCGCUGGAGGAACUGCAGUCGACAUGGUGAAUAAACUACUGAAACUGGAUCGUCGGAUGCGAGAGGAGCACAUUGCGUAUAUCAUUCGGGAGACUUGCCGUGCGGCUAUCGAACUGAAUCGUAAUCAUGUCCUGCAUCGGGACAUUAGGGGCGAUAACAUCUUGUUGACCAAAAAUGGACGCGUAAAGCUCUGCGAUUUUGGUUUGUCCCGUCAGGUGGACUCCACCAUGGGAAAGAGGGGCACCUGUAUUGGCUCGCCAUGUUGGAUGGCUCCCGAGGUGGUGGCCGCCAUGGAAUCCCGGGAUCCCGAUAUCACCGUUCGUGCCGAUGUCUGGGCUUUGGGUAUCACCACCAUUGAGCUGGCUGAUGGAAAACCGCCAUUUGCGGACAUGCAUCCCACUAGGGCAAUGUUCCAGAUAAUUCGGAAUCCACCGCCGACUUUAAUGCGACCCACUAAUUGGUCGCAGCAGAUCAAUGAUUUUAUCUCCGAAACUCUGGAGAAGAAUGCCGAGAAUAGACCCAUGAUGGUUGAGAUGGUGGAGCAUCCAUUUCUCACGGAACUUAUCGAAAACGAGGAUGAGAUGCGUUCCGACAUCUCCGAGAUGCUGGAACUCUCUAAGGACGUUAAGACUCUCUAUAAGGAGCCGGAAUUGUUCGUGGAUCGAGGCUAUGUCAAGAGGUUCGAUGAGAAGCCGGAGAGGAUGUACCCGGAGGAUUUGGCCGCCUUGGAAAAUCCAGUGGAUGAGAGCAUUAUCGAAUCACUGCGUCAUCGCAUUAUAAUGGGAGGAUCGUAUAGUUUUAUUGGCGAUAUCUUAUUGUCCUUGAAUUCCAAUGAAAUCAAAGAUGAAUUCCCACCGGAGUUCCAUGCCAAGUACCGUUUCAAGUCGCGUUCGGAGAAUCAGCCGCAUAUUUUCUCGGUGGCGGAUAUUGCCUACCAGGAUAUGCUGCACCACAAGGAACCGCAGCACAUUGUGCUCUCUGGCGAAAGUUAUUCGGGAAAGUCCACCAAUGCCCGUUUGCUGAUCAAACACUUGUGCUAUUUGGGCUCUGGAAAUCGAGGGGCCACUGGACGUGUCGAGAGCUCCAUUAACGCCAUUCUGAUGUUGGUGAACGCGGGAACACCGGUGAACAACGACUCAACCAGAUGUGUUCUACAAUAUUGCUUGACAUUCGGUAAAACUGGGAAGAUGAGUGGAGCUGUAUUCAAUAUGUAUAUGCUGGAAAAAUUACGAGUGGCCACCACGGAUGGCACCCAGCACAAUUUCCAUAUUUUCUACUAUUUCUACGAUUUUAUUAAUCAGCAGAAUCAGCUCAAGGAAUAUAAUCUUAAAGCUGAUCGCAAUUAUCGUUAUCUGCGAGUUCCACCAGAAGUUCUACCUUCAAAACUGAAAUAUCGACGUGAUGAUCCUGAGGGAAAUGUGGAGAAAUACAAAGAAUUUGAGAACAUCCUGAGGGAUAUCGAUUUUAAUCACAAACAACUGGAGACCGUUCGCAAAGUUCUGUCUGCCAUUUUGAAUAUCGGCAACAUCCGUUUCCGGCAGAAUGGAAAGUUCGCGGAAGUAGAGAACACCGACAUUGUGUCCCGGAUUGCAGAGCUUUUGCGGGUGGACGAGAAGAAAUUUAUGUGGUCCCUGAAAUUUAUUAUGGUCAAGGGAGGAAUUGCUGAGAGGCGGCAAUAUACUUCAGAAGAAGCCAGAGAUGCCCGCGAUGCGGUGGCCAGCACCCUUUACUCCAGAUUGGUAGACUUUAUCAUCAACAGGAUCAAUAUGAACAUGUCCUUCCCACGGGCUGUUUUUGGUGACACCAAUGCCAUUAUAAUUCACGACAUGUUUGGCUUUGAGUGCUUUAAUCGAAAUGGUCUCGAGCAACUGAUGAUAAACACUUUAAAUGAACAGAUGCAGUAUCACUACAACCAGCGCAUCUUUAUUAGUGAAAUGCUGGAAAUGGAGGCUGAGGAUAUUGACACCGUUAACUUGAAUUUCUAUGACAACAAAACCGCUCUGGACAAUUUGCUAACCAAACCGGAUGGCUUAUUCUACAUCAUUGAUGAUGCCUCACGUUCCUGUCAAGAUCAGGAUUUGAUAAUGGAUCGCGUUUCGGAGAAGCACAGCCAGUUUGUGAAGAAGCACACUGCCACUGAGAUAUCCGUGGCUCAUUACACGGGACGCAUAAUUUACGAUACGCGCGCCUUCACCGACAUUAACCGGGAUUUCGUACCGCCGGAAAUGAUCGAGACUUUCCGCUCCUCGCUGGAUGAGAGCAUCAUGGCCAUGUUCACCAAUCAACUGACCAAAGCUGGCAAUCUCACGAUGCCCUUCGAGGCGGUUCAGCAUAAGGACGAAACCGAACGGAGGUCCUAUGCCUUAAAUACCUUGAGUGCCGGUUGCAUCUCCCAGGUGAACAAUCUCCGCACUUUGGCGGCCAACUUCCGCUUCACCUGCCUGACCCUGCUCAAAAUGCUAAGCCAGAAUGCGAAUCUCGGCGUGCACUUUGUCCGCUGCAUUCGCGCUGAUCUGGAGUACAAGCCCAGAGCUUUCCACUCGGAUGUGGUCCAGCAACAGAUGAAGGCCUUGGGAGUCCUGGACACCGUAAUCGCACGGCAGAAGGGCUUCAGCUCACGUUUGCCCUUCGAGGAAUUCCUAAGAAGAUAUCAAUUCCUGGCCUUUGACUUUGAUGAGCCUGUGGAAAUGACCAAGGAUAAUUGUCGUCUUUUGUUUUUGCGUCUCAAGAUGGAAGGUUGGGCUUUGGGCAAGACUAAGGUGUUUUUGCGGUACUAUAAUGAUGAGUUCUUGUCCAGAUUAUACGAGCUGCAGGUUAAGAAGGUAAUCAAGGUGCAAUCAAUGAUGCGCGCUUUGCUAGCACGAAAACGCGUCAAGGGCGGAAAAGUGUUCAAAAUGGGCAAAAAGGGACAGGAGCAUCAAGAUGUGGCCGCUUGCAAAAUACAAAAAGCCUUUAGGGGAUUCCGCGACCGGGUGCGUCUUCCUCCGCUGGUCAACGAGAAGUCCGGCCAGUUAAAUGAGAACACCGCCGACUUUAUCCGCCCGUUUGCCAAGAAGUGGCGCGAGAAGUCCAUAUUCCAGGUCCUUUUGCACUACAGGGCUGCUCGCUUCCAGGACUUUGUCAAUCUGUCACAGCAGGUGCACAUUUACAACCAAAGAAUGGUGGCUGGAUUGAAUAAAUGCACCAGGGCAGUGCCCUUCGAGAGGAUCAACAUGCGGGAGGUGAACUCCUCGCAGCUGGGACCACUGCCAGUGCCCAUCAAGAAGAUGCCUUUUAGGCUGGACCAGAUUCCCUUCUACGACACCCAGUACAUGGUGGAUCCGGCCAACUCUAUAUCCCGCCAGACGUUCCCCAAUCAGCUGCUCACCCAGCACAUGGAGGAUGAUGAGCCCUGGGAUAGUCCACUGCAACGCAAUCCCUCGAUGACUUCUUGUGCCCUGACUUACAAUGCAUACAAAAAGGAGCAGGCUUGCCAGACCAACUGGGAUCGCAUGGGCGAGAGCGAUAAUAUCUACAAUCAGGGCUACUUCCGAGAUCCCCAGCAGCUGAGAAGAAAUCAAAUGCAGAUGAACAUGAAUGCCUACAACAAUGCCUACAACAGCUAUAGCACCAACUAUAACAGCAGCGGCAACCAGAACUGGGGUGUCCAUAGGUCCGGAUCCAGACGCAACUCCUUGAAAGGCUAUGCGGCGCCUGCACCUCCUCCUCCUCCAAUGCCAUCGUCCAACUAUUAUCGCAAUAAUCCCAACCAGCAACAGCGCAACUAUCAGCAAAGAUCCUCGUAUCCACCAUCGGAUCCAGUAAGGGAACUACAGAACAUGGCUCGCAACGAGGGAGAUAACUCUGAGGAUCCACCAUUUAACUUCAAGGCCAUGCUGCGUAAGACAAACUAUCCAAGGGGAUCCGAGACCAGCACCUAUGACUUCAACAAUCGUCGGGAAUCGGAUAGUGGUCAGCAACACACAUUCCAGGCGCCCAAGCUACGAUCAACAGGUCGUCGAUUCCAAGAGGAUGAGGGUUAUAACUCGUCGUCGGGAAACUAUGGAGUGUCUAGGAACUUUGGCCAGCAGCAGAGGGCUCCCACACUGAGGCAAGCACCUGCCAGCGUGGGUCGCAGCUUUGAAGACAGCAAUGCCAGGUCCUUCGAGGAGGCAGGAUCCUAUGUGGAGGAGGAGAUUGCACCGGGGGUGACACUAUCCGGCUAUGCCGUCGAUAUCUAAAGUUAGUUGAUAAGAGUAUAGGGACUACUGUUAAAUGUUAUACAAACAAUGAUACAAUAAUUGAAAGUCAAACCCACCUGAAAUUCUAAAACAUUGUCACACACUAUAAAGUUUUGCUCUCUGCUUUCAUGCAAAGGAAAUAAUAAAAUAUUUGC